Messenger RNA from Paraglomus brasilianum, 402 nucleotides. The record is from the annotation of a GenBank genome assembly. Lineage: Eukaryota; Fungi; Glomeromycota; Glomeromycetes; Paraglomerales; Paraglomeraceae.
AUGAUUAAUGGGAGAGAGGCAAAUCCUAACUCCGAGAAAGAUAUUAAUUAUUUUUUGGAUGUGAACAAUAACGAAGAAAAAAAAGAUUGGGAAGAAAGUGUUGCUCUUCUCAGUCAGCCCCCUAUCAUUCGUUUUAAUGGCUAUGGUGGUUUUGUUACCAAAAAAGACCUUGAAAAUUCCUCAGAAGGAAUAGAAACAUUUGGUUUAACUACCUGUAAUAGACCGUUCGAGAGUGCAGUGGAAACUAUUGUCCACGAAUUGGCUCACUCCAUCGUUGAUGCCAUGUUGAUUAAAUAUGAUGGUGAAGAAGGAGGAGGCCACGGAAAAUUAUUUUAUGACUUAAUGGAAGAUAUUGAUAAAAUGGUUCGAGAAACCCCCGAAUUUAAGGAAUUUGAGGCUUGA